Penicillium waksmanii is the source of this 597-nucleotide messenger RNA. RefSeq names its product thioesterase family protein. The transcript has 2 exons. The annotation marks the transcript as partial. Lineage: Eukaryota; Fungi; Ascomycota; Eurotiomycetes; Eurotiales; Aspergillaceae. The record is from RefSeq and is a predicted model, not a curated record.
GCUCGCCUGCUUCCGGCUCUCGUUCGGACCUAUGUCCUUCCCGCUCCCGUUGUGCAGUUGCCAGCAGAAAAGUCAAUCGAGGUCCUGUUUCGCGCUCAAAGCCAAAGUUCAUGGGCCUGUCCCCUAGAAUGCGAUAUAAACAUGCACAAGUCCAACAGCACAUUUCUUGUGGACCUUGAUACGAGUCGCGCCAAUCUACUAGCCCAGCAACUGGUACCAGCGUGUCGGGCAUUGAAUGGUGCACGACUUAUCCUCGGAGCCGUUGAUACCACCUUCUAUCGCGAAAUACUACCUUUCCAAGCUUACGAAACACGAUCCCGGAUUUUGACAUGGGAUAAUAAAUGGAUUUCGAUCUUCAACCGGGGACCGAAGUGGAGGACGGGGCUGUCGGACUAUCGGACUUCCUUGGUCGUCAGCGAGAAAAAAAAGAGGCUUUUCGCUGUGGCCCUCUCUAGGUACGUCGCGAAGAAAGGGCGACGCACGGUGGCCCCAGAGGAUCUUUUGAAGGCCGGGGGGUAUAUCGGCGGGGCCAAUGGAAAUUUCCAAAUGGCGCAGCAAAGGGAAAGGGAACAAUGGGACAUUUGGCAGAAACUCUAG